Caenorhabditis briggsae is the source of this 441-nucleotide messenger RNA. The transcript has 3 exons. NCBI's taxonomy places the organism in Eukaryota, Metazoa, Nematoda, Chromadorea, Rhabditida, Rhabditidae. Gene Ontology annotation, molecular function: cysteine-type peptidase activity. Bases 1 to 441 code for a protein of 146 amino acids. Gene Ontology annotation, biological process: proteolysis. The record is from RefSeq and is a predicted model, not a curated record.
AUGAUGAAGAUUCUUGUUCUGGCCGUACUGCUAGAAGCCACUUCUGCAUUCGUCCCAAUCACCGGACAAGCUCUCGUUAACUAUGUCAAUUAUGCCCAAUCCAUGUUCACCGCUGAAUAUUCCAACGUCACCGAGGAAUUCAAGAAGUUCCGUGUGAUGGAUGUCAAAUACGCAGCUCCACACUCCCCCGAGCUCCGUGCUAGCCAAGUCAACACAGUCCUUCCUUCCAUCCCAACCUACUUCGACGCUCGUACCCGUUGGCCUAACUGCAGAUCCAUCAAAAUGAUUCGAAAUCAAGCAACAUGUGGAUCCUGCUGGGCUUUUGGUGCUGCUGAAGUCAUGUCAGACCGGGAAGAUUCUUGUUCUGGCCGUACUGCUAGAAGCCACUUCUGCAUUCGUCCCAAUCAAUCCAGAAACUCUCACCGGACAAGCUCUCGUUAA